Xiphophorus hellerii (green swordtail) is the source of this 2773-nucleotide messenger RNA. It is a transcript of the gene cdh16, whose product is annotated as cadherin 16, KSP-cadherin. The coding region runs from base 2 to 2500 and encodes 832 amino acids. Gene Ontology annotation, biological process: homophilic cell-cell adhesion; cell-cell junction assembly; multicellular organism development. Gene Ontology annotation, cellular component: adherens junction; plasma membrane; catenin complex. Gene Ontology annotation, molecular function: beta-catenin binding; calcium ion binding; cadherin binding. Lineage: Eukaryota; Metazoa; Chordata; Actinopteri; Cyprinodontiformes; Poeciliidae. The record is from RefSeq and is a predicted model, not a curated record. The transcript is spliced from 17 exons.
GAUGGCCGACAGGAAAGUCCCACCAAUGCGCCUCGCAGUCUUUUUACUUUCAGGGCUUCACACAUUUGCACCAUGCUCAGGGGCAAAUGUCAAAAUUGGUGUUCCUGAAAACUACGAUGGCAUUUUCCCGUGGUAUCUAACUAAGCUUCACAACCUGCCAAGUAAUUAUUCUGACCUGGUGUUAACUGGAGACGAUGAGGGCAUAUUUGGAGUAGAUGCCCAGUUUCUGUAUGCAAUAAAACCACUGGACAGAGAGAAACAGCCAUCUUACUCGUUGCAGGUGUCCUUCAAACCAUCAGGCGUCAUUCAGAACAUCAGAUUGUCAGCUCAUCGACAGACGUUCACCGUGGAAGUGUUUGUCAUUGACAAGAACGACAAUGUGCCCACCUUCAUUGAAGAGAGCAUGAGAGGCAGUGUUCAGCUUGGGCUGCUCAAAGGCAUCCCAUUCAUGCGAGUGGAAGCGGUCGAUCGCGAUGACCGUAACACUGCUCAUGCUGAGCUGCGGUUCAGCAUGAUGGAGCAAACUCCCAGGAUUCCCUCUAGUCAAAUGUUCUUCAUUGACUCCAUAACUGGAGAGGUUUCCCUCACUGAGGAAGGAGCCUCUACUCUGGACCCAGAGAUGUGUGGUCGUUAUAAACUGUCAGUGAUGGUGAAAGACAUGGCUGGCAGGACUAAUGCUUUCUUCACCUCUGGCAUUGUUACUGUUGAGGUUACUGGAAACACUUGGGCAUCGCCAGACCCUGUGCGACUUCAGGAGAAUCUUCCCGGUCCUUACCCCAUUCCCAUAUCUCAGGUCAAAUGGAGUGGAAUCCAGGCAGCGUACAGUCUGGAUGGGGAGUUUCCAGAGAUGCUCUUUACCAUCAGCAGAGAAGGUGUCAUCUAUCUAAACGCACCGCUGGACAGAGAGACACAAGACCAGUUUCACAUCAGUAUUGUGGUUGAACGUCCAGAUGGGAGACAGAUUGCCAAGCCUGUGGAGUUGAGGGUGAUGGUGGGCGACGCCAACGAUAACAGGCCCACAUUUCCUCAGGCUCAGUACCACACUGUGGUCAAAGAAUUGGCUGCUCGGGGGACAGAAAUCCUGACAGUGCAGGCUGCCGAUAAUGAUGAUCCCAAAACAGACAACGUACGGAUCUUCUACCGCUUGGUCGGGCAAAUUCCAGAGAGUCCUCGUGCCCUUUUCAGAGUGGACAGGGACUCGGGUGUCAUUUCUGUCCAGGCAGACAGUAUGGAGGGUACAGCACCUCAAUACACCCUGACUAUCACUGCAGAGGAUGCUAAAGGUCUAAACAGUUCAUGCACCGUGGUUGUGACGGUGCAGGAUGAGAACAACAACCCACCAGUCUUCUCCCAGCAUGAGUAUGGACCCUUUCACAUCCCUGAGGAUGCUCUCGUGGGCACCACGGUCACAUCUGUGUUGGCAAGGGAUGCAGAUGUUCGAGGCGGAGACAGCUGGCAGGUGGACUACCGUUUAGAGUCUGGAAACGAGGAGGAGGUCUUUACACUGGUGACAGACCGACAGACCAAUGAAGUUUCACUCAUUCUCUCAAAGGUUUUAGACUUUGAACGUGAGAGUGAGUACAUCCUGGUGCUCAGUGCCCAGAACCAAGUUCCUCUGGUCCGGGGCCGAUACGGCCCUUUAUCCACAGCAACAGUCUCCAUUUAUGUUGACGAUGUGAACGAGGGUCCAGUCUUGUCUCAAAGCCAUUACGAAGUGACGGUCAGAGAGGGAGAGGAACCAGGCCGCGUCAUUGCCACCAUCCGGGGUUACGACCCUGAUUCCCACCCAAUUAGAUAUUCUCUUCAAGGAGACACCAAGAAGUAUUUCUCAAUAGGGAAAUAUUCUGGUGAGCUAAAAACUGUGCAAGCAUUGGACAGAGAGGAAAACAGCACAUACACCAUGGAGGUCAUUGCAGUGGAUGGACGAAACUCUUCCUUAUCUGCAUCCACCCUGGUGACUGUCCAAAUCCUGGAUGUGAAUGACAACAGUCCAGUGCUGGUCGGAGACUAUUCCUGGAAGUACCUGUGCACGCCUCGGUGGGAAGACCAAGCUCUGGUGUUGGCAUCACGCGACAGUGACGGUCCACAACACGGAGGGCGACUCAAUUUCUCACUCCGGAGUGAUGCCACAGUGCGACGCAACUGGAAGUUAACUCCCAUUAACGAUACUCACACCAACUUGUCAUUAAACAUACCGAACCUGCCCCCUGAAGUCUACAUGGUGCCUUUCACUAUUUCUGACAGCAGCUCUCCUCCUCGGAGCACCUUCAUAAACCUGCCAGUGACAGUGUGUCCCUGCAACGUCAGAGGAAACUGCAAGAUAGCUGCCAAGCCGCUGCAGGGCAUGCCAACUAUCCAGUCUGCAGUGGGGCUUCUGCUUGGCACCUUUGCAGUCAUAGGAAUCAUCCUCAUUGUUAUUUUCGUCAGACUGUCCUAUCAAAACCCCAAAGAGCCGAGCAAAACCAGCCAGGAGAGGGUUCCACUGAAGAUAUCCAUCUAACUAUAAUUAAUAUUGUACAUAAUUACUGUCUUCACUCCAUCUGCACCAAUGUAGAAAUGUUGCUUCAAGUCCAUUGCAAAUAUUUUAGUUCUAUUUAAUGCAUGCGGUGUGUUAACGCCAUGUUCUUGGGACAUGAUUGUAACUUAUGUUUGCCUUUUUGUCUUUUUUUUUUCUAUAGAGGUGUUGCUUAGCUUUGAGAUAUUUUAUAUAUUUAUGAAGCCGCAGUUAUGAAAAAUAUGAAGAAUAACAAGAAUAGAAAAAAGGUUUAAAAAA